AUGAUUGAUCUAACUAUGCAAGUAAUUAAACCACUAGUGGAAAAAGCUCAAGAUUUAAAUCAAAAUUUAUGCAAAACUUUCGUAAUCAGAUUAAAUGCUAUUGAACAAGCACUAAGAGAAUCCUAUGUGAUUGAUAAAAGUCCAUCAUUGUUGUACGAAGAAAGUAGUGUCAAUGCGGAUGAAGGAGAAGAAAAAGACGAAAAAAUGAACGAAGAUAAUGGGCAGCUUACAUGA
Molecule: messenger RNA, 234 nt
Organism: Didymodactylos carnosus
Lineage: Eukaryota; Metazoa; Rotifera; Eurotatoria; Philodinida; Philodinidae
Source: the annotation of a GenBank genome assembly